CAAUUAUUGCCUGUUUCACAUGCCUCUUGCUCGAUGAAUAUAUAUCGACGUUGUUCGAUCUGUUUUGGCAAUCGGUUGCUCGGUUACAGCUUUCUCGGUCUUUCUUUCACGAGAAAGUAUUUCUUUUACCUUCUGGUUUGCCUCCCACUGACAGAUUGGUUUUUACAGAGAGGUCGAGGUCUUGUUAUUGAGGAUUUUUGGUCGUGAGUUGCCUACUCUUUAUUAGACUUGUGGGUUCUUGAUCUCGAAGGAAUGGGGGCUACAAACUCAAGGAUUGAAGAAGACAAGGCCCUUACACUAUGUAGAGAGAGGAAGAGGCUUGUGAGACAGGCUCUGGACGAAAGAUGCUCACUUGCAGCUGCUCAUGUUUCUUAUAUUAGGUCCCUCAGAGAGACUGGAAUUGCACUUCGAGAAUUUGUAGAGACUGAAGCUCCCAAUGAGUCUUCCCAUUUUACACCAACAUCUGCAACACCUGAGCCUCUUGCUCUGACUGAUACUCCGAAGCACAUUGUGUCACAAUCAGAUGAAAUUCCAUCCUCUGAAACUCCCCCCACACAUUCUGGGACAACAUGGGAUUUUUUUUCCCCUUCUCAUCCUAUUGACAACCAGCUUUCAUUUCAAAAUGGGAGAGGAUUGAACCGUGGCUUUGAUAAUGCUGAUGAAAUCAGACGCCUCAGGGAAGAGGAGGGCAUUCCAGAACUGGAAGAAGAUGGAGACAGAGCCUCCACAAAUGAAGAGAAUGACUUGGACUCAGAAGAUGAUUUUGACCACCCAUCCAGUGAACCCUUAGUACAAAUGUUUGAAAAUCGAAAUCUCAUUUCAGAACAUCUAUUAAAAAGCGAGUCCGCAGCCAUUCAAUCUGAGAAAGAUAUUGUUUCUGAAACUAAACAUCAAAAUGGGGAUGAUAUGAAGCUCACAAAUGAUAUCAGUGAGACCGAUGAAAUGACGCCAACAAAGGCAGCAUCUUAUAUAGUCGCAAUUUCUAUGAAUGGAAAGGGCAAAGAAACUGAUCCAGAAACUAAGAAUGAGGCAAGAGAUCUUUUGUCAUGCAUGUUAGAAAUUGCAGAUCUAUUUCUGAAAGCUUCUGAAUCUGGUAAAGAAAUUCCAAUGAUGCUGGAGGCAAACAAAGUGCAAUUUCGACCUUUAUUUGCUGAAGAAAAAGCUCACGCAUCGAAGGUAUCUGCAUUCAUCAUGAGCUACUUUGCUUGUUGUAAAGAAGAAACACCUCAUCCUCAGGUUUCUGCUACAAAUGAGGUGAAGUACUUAACAUGGCAUAGUUCAGUGUCAUCACUCUCCUCAUCAUCCAGGAAUUUUCUUGGUACAACAAUGAAAGAUGAUACAGAGGAACCAAGCAGUAAUCUCUUCAAUAGCAUAUGCAUGAAUUCAGGUAGCCAUGCCUCGACAUUAGAUAGGCUAUACGCAUGGGAAAGAAAACUUUAUGAUGAAAUUAAGGCAUGUGGUAUUUUACGGAGGGAUUAUGGCAUGAAGUGUAGGCUGUUGAGGCAUAGAGAGUCCCAAGGAGAAAAUCGAAUAAAAAUUGAUAAAUCACGUGCUGCUGUUAAGGACCUUCAUUCGAGAAUUCAUGUCGCAAUCCAGAGUAUCGAUUCAAUAUCAAAGAAAAUAGAGGGGAUAAGGGACAAGGAGCUCCAACCACAGUUGGAGGAGUUAAUUGGAGGCUUAACUAAAAUGUGGAGAACGAUGCUCGACUAUCACAACCGUCAGUACAACAUUAUCAUGUCAGUUAGCGACAAUGGGAACACCAAAGUUUCAGUUAGGUCCGAGUCGCAGCAUCAGGCCGCUGACCUCGAGUUUGAGCUGAAUGCACUGAGUUCAAAUUUCACAGGAUGGAUGUCAGCACACAAAUCCUAUGUUCAAGCAAUCAAUGGAUGGCUUCUCAAGUGCAUAGACUCAACAGUAAAACAGAACAAGUCAUCUAGAAGAAAGGCCCAGCGGUUCUCUCUGAAAAUAGACUUGGCUCCCCCCAUCUUUGUUACUUGCCAAAAUUGGUUGGAUCUACUAGAAGUACUGUCGACUGAGGGCGUGGUUUCUGCUGUAAAAGAUCUGGUAAAUGCGACGACCCAUUUCUUGCCUCACCAAGAGAAGGGUCAUGGGACUUCAAAGUCAUCUUUCUCGUUGCCGCGGAAUGAUGAAUCAGGAGAACAUGUUCUUGCAAAUGAUCCCUCUGUUGAUUGGAGUCUGAAUUAUGACCACCUGCAAUCAGCCCUCAAAAUCUUCUUGGAUAGCCUGAAGGCUUUUGCAGCGUCAUCGGUUUCAAAGUAUGAAGCUCUCCAGGUAUCGAUUAAAAAAGCUAAAGAGCUUUAUGAAGGAAAAGCAGAAAAGCAGGUUUAGGGAAUAAAAUCAGCCAUGUCUUCGGCCACAAAACAUCAUAGUGUUGGUGAUAAAACCACCUUAAUAAAUAAGUUGGUGGAAUGAAGCUUUUGAAGUAUAUAUAUAUAUAUAUAUAUAUAUAUAUAUAUAUAUAUAUAUAUAUAUAUAUAUAUAUAUAUAUAUAUUGGAGGGUGCCUUGUACAUCUUUUUUGGGAAUAAAGGGGCUGUUAAUGGUGUUCAUGUAAGUAGGAUUUAGCCGUAUGCAGAUGAUUUAUGUACAAUGUAAUGAAGGUUAGCUGGAAUUAGGAAAUGCAAGGCAAGAGGUUAUUAAUACAGUUUACCAGAUGUUCCGAUGAUGAUGAGUGAAGAACCAUCAUGAUGAGAUUAUCAAGUUAUACUGCAAAGCUUAUCUUUCAAACGAUGUUUAUGCUUACUUACUGGAUUUGGAUUGAGAAGGGCCAGCUGGCAUGUGAUUCAUAACAUAGAUUCUGUCUUUCUCUCUCUCUCUCUCUCUCGAGUAAUACUGCAAUGCUUGUCUUCAAAAAGAUGUUUAUGCUACUUGUUGGACUUGAACUGAGAAGGGCCAGCUUGCUGGCAUGUGAAUCACAACAUAUAUGCUGUGUUUUAUCA
Musa acuminata AAA Group (dessert banana) is the source of this 2958-nucleotide messenger RNA. RefSeq names its product protein ALTERED PHOSPHATE STARVATION RESPONSE 1-like. The transcript has 6 exons. The coding region runs from base 253 to 2349 and encodes 698 amino acids. NCBI's taxonomy places the organism in Eukaryota, Viridiplantae, Streptophyta, Magnoliopsida, Zingiberales, Musaceae. The record is from RefSeq and is a predicted model, not a curated record.